AUGGCCAGGCUUCACGCAUUCCUGGUGCUCUGCGUAUCUUGCGCGUCGGCCUUCCCUGCAGCAGGCCCAGACUUGGGGAACGAAGCGAAGAAAAGGCAGCUGGCAGAGGAAUAUCUGAAACGCUUGUACAACCUCGACACCGGGGAGAACGAUGGUGCUCAAUUCAGAGUGAAGAGCGCAAGUCCUUUCUCUCAAAAACUCCAGCAAAUGCAAGACUUCUUUGGGUUGGAGGUGACCGGGAGGUUGGACGCACCCACAAUGGACAUAAUUGGGAAACCGCGGUGUGGAAACCCUGAUGUGUCCAACUAUGAGAUCUCGGAAAGCCGCUCUAAGUGGGAAACAACCCAGCUGACAUACAGAAUCCUAAACUUUACACCAGACAUGCCGCAGGCUGCCGUGGAGAAGGUGAUCCAGAAAGCCUUUCAAGUCUGGAGCAACGUGAGCCCCUUGAAGUUCACCCGGCUACAUGAUGGCACAUCAGACAUUGAGAUCUCCUUUGUAGCUGGAGAUCACGGAGACAAUUCCCCAUUUGAUGGACCCGGGGAAUUUUUAGCCCAUGCUUUUGAUCCUGGAUAUGGUGUUGGUGGAGACGUCCACUUUGAUGAAGAUGAAACUUGGUCGAAGGGGUCAGAGGAAACAAACUUGUUCCUGAUUGCGGCUCACGAGAUUGGCCAUGCUCUGGGCCUUGCUCACUCCAAGGACCCUGGAGCUCUGAUGUUCCCAUUUGUUGUCAACAUUAACACCAAUGAAUUCCAGCUGUCUCAAGAUGAUAUCAAUGGAAUUCAGUCCCUUUAUGGGUUAUCAGUGAAGCCUGUUCAACCUACAGGGCCCACCACUCCAUCAGGCUGUGAUGCUAAUUUAGUGUUUGAUGCCAUCACCACCCUCAGAGGAGAAGUGUUGUUUUUUAAAGACAGGUUCUGUUGGCGCAAGCUCGAGCAGUCAACGCACACUGAAUUGCGAGUGAUUAAAUCAUUUUGGCCUUCUUUACCAUCGGAGAUUGAGGCCGCCUAUGAAAACACGGAUAUGGACCAAGUUCGCUUGUUUAAAGGAUCCAAAUACUGGGCCCUCAGUGCAUAUGAAAUACUGCCAGGCUACCCAAAGAACAUCCACAAGCUGGGAUUCCCACAAACGGUGAAGCAAAUUGAUGCUGCUACUUAUAAUGAAGAUACGAGGAAAACGUAUUUCUUUGUUGGAGAUCAAUACUGGAGUUAUGAUGAAAGGACACAGAAGAUGGACAAAGGCUUCCCAAGGCUGACCGGUGACGAUUUCCCAGGAAUUAGCCAGAACAUAAAUGCUGUAUUCCAAAAAGAUGGGUUCUUCUAUUUCUUCAGCGGAUCAGUGCAGCAAGAGUUCAGCAUGAAGUCCAAGAGAAUAACCAGAGUAUUACAGAGCAACAGCUGGUUGAGCUGUGGCGAAAAAUAA
Molecule: messenger RNA, 1422 nt
Organism: Ailuropoda melanoleuca (giant panda)
Lineage: Eukaryota; Metazoa; Chordata; Mammalia; Carnivora; Ursidae
Product: matrix metalloproteinase-18-like
Exons: 1
Coding region: 1-1422 (473 amino acids)
Biological process (GO): collagen catabolic process; proteolysis; extracellular matrix organization
Cellular component (GO): extracellular matrix
Molecular function (GO): zinc ion binding; metalloendopeptidase activity
Source: RefSeq, a predicted model, not a curated record